Messenger RNA from Symbiodinium natans, 4803 nucleotides. The record is from the annotation of a GenBank genome assembly. Lineage: Eukaryota; Dinophyceae; Suessiales; Symbiodiniaceae.
AUGGAGCUGCUCUUGCUGACCUUGCGCCUGCUCCUGCGGAUAAACCCGCACCUGCGAGUCGUCCUGAUGUCAGCCACCAUCGAGGCCAGCUUCUUUGGGAAAUACUUCGCCGAGUUUUCCGAGGACAAGAUCACGCCACCGACCCCGAUGUAUGUUGGCAACAGGCUUUUCGAUGUGGAGACUUUUCACUUGGAGGACCUUGCUGAAGGCAAGGCACCUGCAGGCCGGCAACUUCCCCCGAAGCUCAUGAAGCGGACAGCCAAGUUCGCCAAGAAGUUCUUCCCACUCGACUUAGUUAAAGCCUCCCGUGGCCAAGACGGCGAUUCGCUCGAAGGGCGCUUCCAACCCAGGGUGCAGAUCGUUGCGCGUGAGCUGGUGCAAGAGAUGAUCCCUGAGAUCGCCGAAGGAGGGUCAACAAUCCUGAUCUUCGUGCCGGGCUACGCCGACCUUCUUCGCAUGCACAGCUGGCUCUACUGGAACUUGCCCACCGUCGGCUCCGUGAACAUGGGCUACGUGCCACCAAAGCCAGACCAAUUGCCUGAGGAUGAAGACGAGGAGGAAGAGGAGGACCUUGAUGAGAUGCGAGAGAUGGUAGGCAUGGAAGGCCCCUUCGCAGCACCAAUGCCGGCUUCGUCAAGCACCUUCAGCAAGCCAGAAGGCACCGCAGGAUCGCUUCAAUACCGCCUCUUCGCGCUCCACUCGCAGGUGGCACAGGAAGACCAGGAGCUCGUUCUGGAGAAGCCUCCUCCGGGCAUCUGCAAUGUGGUCCUGGCUACCACGAUUGCCGAGUCAUCCCUGACGCUGCCCCAGGUCAUUGGCGUAAUCGACUUCUGCAUUCACAAGACAAGUGUUGGUGAUCCUUCACAGAUGGGCCUCGCGAGGCUGAUGGCGCAGUGGUGUGCUCGUUCAGCUUGCUUGCAGCGAGAAGGGCGUGCAGGCCGCACGCAACCCGGCUGGUGCAUCCGCAUGGUCUCGAAGAUGUUCUUCGAGGAGUGCAUGAUGGAGUACGAUAUCCCUGAGAUCCUCCGCACGCCGCUUACCACCCUGUACCUGAAAGCAAAGGGCAUUGCUGAUGGCCUGGGCAAGGUCGUCGAGGGCAACCUGGCCCUUGCAGAGCAGUUGCGCUUGGGCAGCGGCUCGCCCGGCGAGCUUCUUUCCGAGCUGCUCGCGCCGCCGGGCGACGAGGCAAUCAACGCUGCAGUGCACAAGCUUGCCCAGCUCGCUGUGCUCACAGAAGAGUCGGCAAAUGCAAGGGUGACAGUGUUGGGUCGCUUGGCGCUGUACCUGCCACUGGACAUUCAACUUUCCAGGUUGGUCUGGCUUGGCUGCCUCUUCGGCUGCCCUGCAGAAGCCAUUGUUCUGGCGGCGGCCUGCAACACACCCUCGCCUUUCCUGAAUCCUUCGAGGCUGGGCUUUCAAGACCAGGACGACUUCUCGAGCCACCUGCGGGACACGGCCGAAGCCUGGCGCUUCUUCGACGCCGGCCAUGCUUCGGAGCCCAUAGCCAGCCUCCGGCUGUUCUGUGCAUGGCUUCGAAGGCUGAAGCUGACGCCUGCUCGUUCAAACACGCUGGCGCGCUGGUACCGCGCCACCACGAUGCUGGAGAAGGACACGGCGAUCGACUCGUCCAAGAUGACAGCCUUCGUGUCCUUCGUCGCAGAUCUCACGAUUCGUUGCCGUGAUCUCUGCAGCGACGAGCGUGACAGAGACCUCUCCUGCCGUGUGCGCGCCGAUCUCUAUGGCCUUGUGCAGCUUCUUCGACGGCCUGACAAGAAUCGUGAGCAGCAGAAGAAGCUGACAGAUGACAGCUACGUGCCAGCCAUUGGUGAAGUCUUUCGUGCUCCGGCCUCAAAAAUCUAUGCCCUGCUGGCUGCCGCCUUCUCUGAUACUCUGCUGUUCGGCUCGCACAGGCUUUCAGGCCAAGAGCCCUUGAUCGAUGCUUUGGAGUCCUUGGGCCCGAGGGCCGCGUCCUCCCAGGAUGCAGUGCUGAUUCCGCGGGCGCCUGUGAAGAGGAUGUCCGACGAGAACCUUGCAGAGAUCAUCGAGACGGUGUCGGGCUUCAAGCCCAGCCAGGUGGUCAGCGACAAUAAGUACAUUGCUGUCGCCUUUCCUCCAGACGAGGCAGAUGAGACCACUGAGACUACGCCUUGGGUUUCACGCCGGCAUGACACCAGGACCAUGGGGCUCGGACCUGCGCAGGUGCCUCGAAUCAAUGGCUUGAGCCUGGCUCCUCGUAUGUGCCACAUGGCGGCAGGGGGGCCGCGCAAGUUCAAUGUGGGCGAGCUCGAGUUUGCCCGCGCCAUCUCCCCAUACGAAGUCGAGUUCACCAUCAUGCACGAGGUGCGUGGCGGGAGACGCGUUAUGCCAGGGCUCUUCGGCGAGCAGUCUUCCCUGGGCUUUCCUUGCCAUGUAACAGACCCGUCGCGAUUGGCCAAGGACCACUUCGCCUGCGUGGCUUCUGAGAUGAUGCUCGUGGAGUCUGGACAAGCAGCUCGGGUGAAUAAUGCCACGCUUCUGAAGCCCGAGGAGGUGGUCUUCGUCUUGACCACCAUCUGCCCUUCCGGCAUGACCUUGGAGCUGGGCUUCAAUCAGGGGCCCGGGGGCAGUGCUGAAAGUGCCAGGGCAUCGCUUACGGGCCUGCGCUUGAAGUCCAGCAAGAAGAACGACGACCGUUUGCUGCUCAUCAACCGCAACCUGCCGGCCAUGAAGGUUAUGGACAAGGUGAACGCCGUGCGUGCUGCCAUCAUGGAGAACUUGGUAAGCCCGGCUGAGGCGAACUCGAACGGACAGGAGAUCCUCCUUUGGGAAGAUGAAGAAGCCAAGGGAGAUUUCGAGGACCUCCUUGGCUUCAUCAACCAGGCACCGACCAUCCAGGAGCUGGGAGGUGAUUAUGGGGCCAAGGCCGACCCGGUGUUUUGGGUUCGGCAUCGGCAGAGGCUGCGGCUGGAUGAGGGCGAGAAGGCAACCGAGGAGCUCGAGCAGGACGACGAGGAAGAGGAGGAGGAGGAGGACGUGGAGGAAGAUGUGGAGGAUGCUGACAUCCGUGCCCUGCAGCCGAUUGUGGUGAAGCCAUACAUUGAAUCCCAGGUUGCGAGAAAAACGUCUGACAAAAGCCCUCCGAUCACCCACCGCUUCGAAUGUCCGGACUGUGCUGACCGGUUUCAGGACUGGGAGUCCUGCCGUGAGCAUCUGCUGAACACCGGCCACCUGGAUGUGUCAACGAUGGAGGCAGAGAACCUGGCGAAACAGCAGCUCACGAAGCCCGUGCGAUGGCGCUGCUUGGAGUGUUUUGCUGGCUUCUCCACCUGGGCCCAGAUGGAGGAGCACCUGCGUGAGACCAACCACCUGGCUUUUGGAGAGAAUGGGAAUGUGAAGCGCAGCCUCUGCAAGCCUCGGGCAAUUCCAGACCUCGACGACCCGGUCAGGGCGCUCAGCGCAAGGCUGAAGGAAGUGGGCCUGACCGAGGAGGAAGCGGAAGACAAGAAUCCAGAAAUGGGCUUCUUCCGCUCCUUGCGGACAACGCUAUCGGCGCCCUCCUCCAUCCCAGCCCGCCAGGAGCUCUCGGCGGAGAUUGAGGAGCUGGUCCGCGACCAGAAGGGCUUGGACAUGACUCCCAAGUUGAAGCUGCAAGAGCUGGGGCUUCAAGAGGCAAGAGAGCUCAUCAAACAGAUGACGAGCAAUCCUGUGCCCAUCAAGAACCCAAAUGCCUGGCUUAUGGGAGCCAUUGCUAAAAGACUGCAGCGGGCACAGAGCCCGAAGGCCAGAAGACAGCCAGCUCCUGUGCCGGAGCUUGCGCCAGAGCUUGAGGAGCUGCUUCGUGACGAAACAGACUUGGACACUAACGUCAAGUUGAGGCUUCAAGACCUGGAGCUUGAGCAGGCCAAGGAGCUCAUCAACCAGAUGAAGAGCAAUCCUGUGAAAAUUAACAACCGGAGCGCAUGGCUCCAGCGCGCCAUUGACAGAAGAGCAAAGGCGCUGGAGGAGGAGCGUCCCGCCAAGGCUCCGGCGCCGAAAUCCCAAGCAAAGGCGCUGCCUGCCAAGCGGAAAUACCCAUACCAAGCACCCACCAAGGUUCCGGCGCCGAAAUCCCCAGCAGCAAAGGUGCUGGACCAGAUAACACCUGAUCUGGCGCCAUUGCCCAAGCUGUCCAAGCGGACAUCGCAAGCAAAGGUGCCGCAGGAGAUGGGUCCAGUAGUAGCUGAGCUGCCACUGCCGCCGUUGCCACCUGAGCUGCCGCCAUUGCCUAAGCCGUCCGCACCUGAGCUGCCACUGCCGCCAUUGCCGAACCUGUCCUUGCAGGCAGAAUCUCCAGUGCCUGAGAUGGCAGAGAUGCCACCAUUGCCACCGAUAGGAUCUCUAAGCGAUGAAGGGAACUCCACUUCCUCGACAGCAGGCAAGCCGAAGCCAGGCAAGGCAAAGGGAAAGGGCGCAAAGCAAGCGAAGGUGAAUCUGAAGGCUUUCUCAGCGAAGCUGAAGAAGGCCAGUGGCGACGAGGAGCAGAUGGUUGCCCUCGCAAGGGACGUGGAAGGUGCUGACGACCCGAAGUCCUUUCUGAACCUUUUGCUGCAGAAGGUGGAUGGGAAAACGCCAAAGAAGAUGCGCUACAGGAGUCGAGCGGACUCUGACAAGCAAGUCGAAGCCACACUCGCAGUGCGUGGAGGAGACGUUGGUGGAGGAGGAGACCUUGAAUUUGUAGCCAAAGCUGCCACAAAGAAGGAUGCCGAAGCCAACGCAGCACGCGCUGCUCUGCGGGACUUCAGGCGGAUUCUCGAGGGACAUCGGCAGACAGCUGCGGUGAGCUAG